UGUGGAAAUGUACCAGAAUGAAGCAGCUAAUAGUUCUUUUUGUUUCAUAAAUCGUUGGAAUUUGCCACAGAAUGAAGACUAUCAAAAUGAACCGACCUCAGCCAUACUGGACUAUUGUAAGCGUACGUUCCUGCGCCCCUACAUGAUCAUUUUAUCGCUGGUUGGCCUCAAUCCCAUAUCGACGGACACGACAAAAUGUCGUUCAUUUUUAAGUUAUUUUCAGUGUCUCAGUUUGGUGGUGGUCCUGAUAUUUGGUUAUUUUUUACAGUAUUUGUCAUCGUAUCGCGGUGAUCGUGGCUUUUCAACAAAUCUCAAAAGUCUCCACCUAACCGAUGAAAAUGCCUCAUUGGCCGAACUGCCCGACUACAAUGCCUCUCAAACAAUUGGUGAACUAAUUUUUGGCUAUGUCAUACCAUUCCUACUCGAUUUGGCGGGCUAUGUCUCAGCUAUUAUAUGCUGCAAAUUCAUCGAUCAGGAACAAUUACAAAAUCUCAUUGAACGCACUUUCCUGAUGUCAAUGCAACCGAAACGUUUAUGCCGCAUUCUUUGGCUGCACAUUGCAUUGGCUUUCAUUCUGUUCGGUUGCCUCUAUGCUUACGUAGUGCCGGUGGUUGUAAUGCAACCCACCAUUAUCAAGGUCAAAUGGUUGACUCACAUGGAAAGUGAUCUUGGACUAUCAGUAAAGAUACUUCUCUUAUUAACAAUUGCUGCACAAGAUAUUAUCGAGAUCAUCAUACUGAGUAGCUACUGUAUCGAAUGUUAUCUACUAAAAAUACAUUUGAUGACACUAUCACAGAAGUUGCUAUUGCAUUCAAUAGACUCCGUGGAUUGGAUGAGAGAAAUUCUGGAAUUUCGUAAACUAUUGGAUCGUCUUAACAAUCAUGUCUCCAUACCCGUGUGUUUCUUUAUUGUCAUGAAUUUGGCAUAUGCCUUUGCCGGUUUCAUUUUCAUGUUCAAAGAUUUCGAUUUUCAUUAUUCGGCAUUGAAAAUUGUUAUAUUGAAUUUUAUAAAUGUUGUUCUAUGGCUAUUGCUCGGCCUAAUGCCAUUCUUUAUGGCCUCCUCGCUAACGCAUGCCUGUCAAACGGUUAAAGGUAAUGGACAUUUUUUGCGUGUACGUCCAUUCCUCUAUCACAAUACCUCAACGGAUGAUCUCAAUUCGAUGCUAAUGUUUGCCUCCACUCUGGAUAUGUCAGCGAAAUUAUUUCGAAUGCCAAUACAAUCGAAUUAUCUGUGUUUUGCCAUACUGGUGCUAUCCAUUGUGGUGCUAACCAUGGGAAUGUGUUUCAAUUUAAGUCUGUUGGGAAUGUUUUAG
Musca vetustissima is the source of this 1312-nucleotide messenger RNA. RefSeq lists its product as uncharacterized. The coding region runs from base 8 to 1312 and encodes 434 amino acids. The record is from RefSeq and is a predicted model, not a curated record. The transcript has 5 exons. NCBI's taxonomy places the organism in Eukaryota, Metazoa, Arthropoda, Insecta, Diptera, Muscidae.